AAUAGAGAAUGCGUCACCAUUAGGUAAGGAUGGUAAACCGAUACCAAUUGAUUUAGAUAAAGCACGCAUUGGUAUUACUAUUUGGCCUGAAGAUUAUAAUAUUAGAUUUGUAAAAAGACAUGAUAAUGUCGAAAAGGUUUUAUUUGGUCUAACCUAA
This is a messenger RNA of Racocetra persica, 157 nucleotides long. Lineage: Eukaryota; Fungi; Glomeromycota; Glomeromycetes; Diversisporales; Gigasporaceae. The record is from the annotation of a GenBank genome assembly.